This is a messenger RNA of Bufo bufo (common toad), 8932 nucleotides long. RefSeq names its product ubiquitin specific peptidase 31 (gene USP31). Gene Ontology annotation, biological process: protein deubiquitination. The coding region runs from base 80 to 3832 and encodes 1250 amino acids. The transcript has 16 exons. The record is from RefSeq and is a predicted model, not a curated record. Lineage: Eukaryota; Metazoa; Chordata; Amphibia; Anura; Bufonidae. Gene Ontology annotation, molecular function: cysteine-type deubiquitinase activity.
CAGGGUGCCCCCCGGACCGGAAGUGAGUGCUGCACCUCCCUGUGACAGGCAGCCCCGGGGCCCGGACGGGAAUGCCCUCAUGUCGCAGGUGGCGGGUGCUGCCCCGGCGGCGGCCGGUGGCUGGAAGGAGAAGAAGGUCUCCCUGGGGAAGAAGCUGUUCUGGCGGCGCGGCGGGUUAGUCAGCCGCUUCCUGCGGACGCUCAGCACCUUGUCCCACCUCAGCUCCGAGCAGGAGGAGGAUGCCGCCGCCGCCCGGGACAAGAGCGGCUCCCCGGCCCGGCCCCAGCCUCCCGCCCCGGAGUCCCCGCACCUGCCGCAGCCGCCUCCCCCCUCCCCGAGCCCCAGCCGCCUCCCCGGCCUGUCCGGCCUGAAGAACCACGGGAACACCUGCUUCAUGAACGCCGUGCUGCAGUGCCUCAGCAACACCGACCUGUUCGCCGAGUUCCUGGGCCUGGAGCAGUACAAGGAGAGCGAGGCCUCGGGGAGCCCCCUGCCCAGCCCGGGGGCGCAGGACCGCGGGGAGGUGACCGAGCAGCUGGCCGAGCUCCUGCGCUCCCUCUGGACCCUGGAGUACACGCCGCAGCACAGCCGGGAGUUCAAGACGGUGGUGUCCAGGAACGCCCUUCAGUACCGAGGCACCUCUCAGCACGACGCCCAGGAGUUCCUGCUGUGGCUUCUGGACCGGGUGCACGAAGACCUGAAUAUCCUCGUCAAGCACAAGCCUCGGCCUCCGGUGGAGGAAGAUCUGACCGGAGAGGGUCCAGCGUUUCCAACCAGCGGGACCUUUGUUCAGGAACUCUUCCAAGCUCAGUAUAGGUCCUCCUUGACGUGCCCCCAUUGUCAGAAACAGAGUAACACUUUUGACCCUUUCCUUUGCAUCUCUCUGCCAAUUCCUUUGCCUCAUACACGGCCUCUCUACGUGACCGUGGUUUAUCAGGGGAAGUGCUCGCACUGCAUGCGCAUUGGCGUUGCUGUUCCCUUGUCUGGAAAUGUAGUGCGUUUACGGGAAGCCAUAUCGAUGGAGACUAAGAUACCGACCGAUCAGAUAGUAAUAACUGAAAUGUAUUUUGAUGGCUUCCAUCGCUCCUUCUCUGACACAGAUGACUUGGAUGCUAUCCAGGAGAGCGACUGUAUAUUUGCAUUUGAGACUCCAGAUAUCUACACUUCUGAUGGGAUCCUAGGCCAGAGAGGAGUCUGUGUGAACAAUAACCAGAAUUACAUAAGGAAUGGGAUUGACCAGCAUCGGUCUUCUCACUACUCUUCCGGCUCAACGCGGCUCUCCAUGAAUAGGUUUGGAAUAGGAGAUCGUAUUGUAAUCCUGGUGUGUAACAGGUCAUACAGCGGGCAGCAUGGCAAGAGGUUCGGCCAGCCAUUUGUUCUACAUUUAGAGAGGAACAUCACAUGGGACGUCCUGCAAAAAGAGAUCUUGGAGAAAAUGCAGUAUUCCUUGCGGCCCUCAGUCUGUGUACAGGUGUGUCCAUUCAGCCUCCGGGUGGUUACAGCUGUCGGAAUAACUUACCUCUUACCUCAGGAAGAAAAACCUCUGUGUCACCCCACAGUGGAAAGGGCUCUCAAAUCCUGUGGUAUUGGCGGGGCUGCCCAUGUAAAGCUGGUGGUGGAAUGGGACAGAGAAACUAAAGAAUACCUUUUCGGGAACACAGAAGAGGAAUAUGUCCCCGACUCUGAGAGCGUCCGCCUGCAGCGGGAGCUGCACCAUCAGCCGCAGUGCUGCAGCCUCUCCCAGUGUUUCCAGCUGUAUACCAAAGAGGAGCAGCUGGCUCCCGGCAAUGCCUGGCGCUGCCCUCACUGUAAACAGCUGCAACAGGGCAGCAUUAAACUCAGCCUGUGGACCCUGCCUGAUGUGCUUAUACUACACCUGAAAAGAUUUCGACAGGAUGGGGAUCGAAGGGUGAAGCUGCAGAACAUGGUCCGCUUCCCAUUAGUAGGAUUGGAUAUGACGCCCCAUGUGGUCAAGCGCAGUCAAAGCUCUUGGAGCCUCCCGUCACACUGGUCACCGUGGAGACGUCCUUACGGCCUGGGGCGUGACCCUGAGGACUUCAUAUAUGACCUUUAUGCUGUGUGCAACCACCAUGGGACCAUGCAGGGAGGGCACUAUACAGCAUACUGUAAGAACUCUGUGGACGGCUUGUGGUACUGCUUCGAUGACAGUGAAGUACAGUCCCUCGCAGAGGACGAAGUGUGUAAACCAACCGCCUACAUCCUCUUCUACCAGCGCAGAGCGGCUGUGCCAUCCUGGUCGGCAAACAGUUCUGUGGCAGGUUCCACAAGCUCCUCACUAUGUGAUCACUGGAUCUCUAGAUUACCCGGCAGCCGACAGCCCAGUAUUGCAUCAGCGGCCUCGUCUAGGAGAACAUCUCUGGCAUCCCUGGCGGAGUCUGUGGAACUGACGGGGGAGAGGAGUGAGGACGAUGGUGGCUUCUCUUCCCGGCCGUUUGUCCGCAGCGUCCAGCGCCAGAGCUCCGGUCGAGCCUCUAUCACCAGUCCUCUCGUCUCCAAUGAGAAUGGAUUUAGACCAUCUUGGUCACUUGCAGCGAAACUCCACCUGCGCGCAGCCACAUCCUGCCGCCACCCCUCAGACUCUCCCAUACACGGGUCUUCCCUCGGCAAGAUCGGCGAGGGCGAUGACCACGUAUCAACAUCCUGUUUUGGAAGCCUUCGCAAUCUAUCUGGCAGUUUUCAUGAUCAUCUUGAAGGGGUUCGACGUGAGCAUCGCGCAGCAUCCCGGGCCCCGUUGGCAGUAGCCGAAUGUGGUGCUCAGAAAGAUCAGGUGGUUAAGAAAACUGGAACCUCGGAGCCACCAGUCAAGACUGCGGCAGAGCUGGUUAGUAGUAACUCGUUGGAUCCUAUAGAUAACAAUAACCACAUCGCCUUUGUCGAUCAAAGUGAUUCUGUGAGUUCGUCCCCUGUCCGUGAGUCUCCACAGAGCGAGGAAGUACAGACUAAGAAGCCUGUGACCAGUAAAGCUCCAGCUGUGACUGAAAAGGCAACACGAACCCCAGAGAAAGAGUGUAAGAAGACCAUGACCGCUUCACCUAGCAGUAGUGGAAAACCUGUCUCCAAGACCAAGAGGAGUGAAGUCAAAACUCCUACACAUCGUUCAUCUACACAUCAAAAGAAAGACACCGGGAAACCACAGGAAGCCUCCACCCCUGUGUCUCAGCCGAGGCUCAAAUCCUCAAGUUCUGCACAUGGAAACACCUCGUCUCCAGCACCUAAGAAACCCGCUCCUUCGUCUAGAACCUCCUCUAUAUCCAGUUCGUCUAGUAAGCAUAGAGCACCUGAAAAGACUCUUAGCAGGGAGGGAUCUAAAAUAAGCCUGGGCUCAGACAAAGCCUGUGCUACCAAACCCUGUAGCGCCGCCCGUGCUGCAAAUACCAAGAGCAACGGCACUCCAGCAGAUAGUUGUACUGUACGAAGUUCCUCCAUGGCUAGCCUCCGCACACCUCAGACCGCAGCUCGGUCCAGUCUCAAGCGGGACAGCAAGUCAGAAGAUAAGGGACUGAGCUUCUUUAAGUCUGCCCUGAGGCAGAAGGAGAACAGACGGUCAGCAGACUUGGGCAAGACCAGCCUGUUGUCUAAGAAACCAACAGGAACCAAGGGUGUAGGUCAAGAGAAGCAAGAGUCUGUGCCAUCCUCCCCAACGGCCGAGGUGGCCCCGAGUCCCAAAAAGCAUUCUGCCUUACCUCAGAACAAAAGCAAGUCUUCCCCUGAUGAAAGACAAGCCCAGUCAUCUCCUGGUGGGAAAAAGACUGCUGACAAGUACCUUAAAAAAUUCCCAUCUUCGUCAAAGCCAUUGCCUAAAGCUCAGUGACCCAGGGUGCAGGGGCAGCUGUGCCACAAGUCCUGACUGCAGAUCCAUGCAGGAGAAGCUGUCCCUGCCUACGCCAUUGGGAAUGUAUGCACUUUUUUUUUUUUUUAAAGAACUUUAGUGGGGUUGAGGGUCUUGUCCUUGUAUUCUCCCAGCAUUGCUUGCGCAUGGAAGUUGACUUUUGUGGUGUUAAACCUGCUGGUGGAGUAAGCCAUGCCCUACCAGCCAAACUUUUAAUUACUCGGCCCCAGUCCUGCUGAACCUUGCCCGCUUUGUCCUAAUUCUCCAGGGAAGAGGAGGAAUUAUGUUUUUUUUUUUUUCUCUUCUGCUAACAGAAUGCUGCUUUUUAUUCUUCUUAUCUUCCUUACCAAAGCUCGGCUGUGACUCUAGCACAGAGGACAGUAGGAGGAAGGUUGGGUGACUUUUUACGCUAAGGGGUGGGGAGCGCUAAUCUUGGUAGACCCUUGUUCAUACACCAUUGAAGUUAUCUGGAGCACUCUUUCAGGGUGUUCUCCAUUACAUCAUCAUUAUAUCACCUAUAGGGCGGCAUAUAGGACCUGUUGUGUUGAUGUGUCUGCUCCCACUCCUGCAUAAUCACUUGAUAUCAUAACGGUUAACAUAGAGAUUAAGCUAACCAAUGCCCGGUCAGUUGGUAGACUGCCACUGCUGGUUGCCUUGGUUCAUACAUGCCCUUCCCCCAUUGUGGCGGUGUUUUUUUUUAGUUUUUUAGUUUUUUUUUGUGGAAAUCCUAUCAUCCUUGUCCGAUAGUGUAGCGUUUUGCGCGCUCUCAUGUCAUAUCUCCACUCUAUGCAGUACCAUUGCACUGUAUACUCACCACUAUUCGAUAUAAAACGCCAUUCCAUGCACUUGAUGUUCGUGGCCGCUUCCUAGUUACCGCCCUGCAAGACUGAGGUCUCUUCCACGCGGAGCAGUCCCCGCAUUAGGUGCUUUGGUCAUGCUGUGACGUGUGCGCCCUACGGUUUCAUGUUUUCCUAGCUGAUGACCUGGCUCCACGUGUCUUUCUCUCUCUCCUGCACCACCCCAGUGUUUAACUCCCUUCUUCGACCUCAGGAAGGAUUUGUAAUAUCCCAGGGCAGCUUUUGUAGCAGUAUUCGGAGAUUGCAGGCAAAGAACGGAGAAGACCAUUCGUCGGAGAGGAAGACUUUCUUAUACAUUUCCUGUACAGCAAAUGACAUUCCAAAAGGUUGGCUUUUUGUUUUCUUUUUUCCUAACGGCAGACCGCCAUAUCUGCCACUUCUGGUUUGCCAAUCACAUGGUGCUGCCCCCUAUUAGUAUAGCUGUGAAGUACAAUACAGUAAAACACUAAAAUUCCCUUUAGAUCAAGUGAACACAACGUGAAUUGUUUUUAUUAGUUUACAUUUUUAUAUUUUGUCCUUUCAUUGCUGCUUGGGUGAAAAAGGAGAGUGGAUCUGAGUCUUUUUUUUUUUUCCUCCUUUUUUGUAGCACAGGCUGGCAUACGACUGGACGAACGGCUGGACCUCUCCCUAGUCUUCUGUCCCUUUGCUCAGGCACUUUUUUUUUUUUUGCAUGGCAGUGUUUGAAUGUGCACGCACUCGUAACCUAUGCAAACUAAUAACGGUAAUUUACCCGGUGCUCUCACCUCCGACAUAUCUUGUGGUGUGUGUUGUGUUACUGACAUGUCGUGACGGUCACAGGAUGACAGCUUUCUGUUCCUUUUUUUUUGUUUUUUUUUAUUACUCUGUAUCCCUUGUAUCUGCUCUCAGUAUCUUACUCCAGCCAUCGUUGACCUAAGGUUAUCAUCUUUUAUGCUUUUUUUUGUAUUCACCUGCUGGACCGAUGACAGGCUCCUAGCCCGGUUGGCGGAGUUCACAGCCACCUGCCUUUUGGGAAGAUGAGGCCCUGAGCUCUUAGAUUCUCUUAGACCAGGCAGGCUCAACCUGCGGCCCUCCAGCUGUUGUAAAACUACAACUCCCAAAAUGCCCUGCUGCAGGCUGAUAGCUGUAGGCUGUUCAGGCAUGCUGGGAGUUGUUGUUUUGCAACAGCUGGAGGGCCGCAGGUUGAGCAUGCCUGCACUAGGCGGUCAGUUCUUAUCCUGACUUGGAGGGAUGCAACUUUUUUUCACUCACAUUUUGGAAUUUCAUGGUCUGUCAGAUGAAGUUCCAGGAAGGCAGCUGUUUCCACCCUCCCCGUAGAGGAGCUUGACCCACUCAGCUUGGAGAUCAGCGUGUGCCUAGUGGUCCGACCGCCAACCAACUUCUAGGUGAGAAUAGCUUCAUAUGAAUGGCCCAUGGAAGUCUAAAAGCCCGCAUUUGCCACUGUCCAGGGUAUAUGUAAGCGGCUCUGCUUCAGCUCCUCACCAUUUUUAAGAUCUCUGCUUGCUGUCAGUAAACUGGGAACAUUUUUGUCCACAUUCAAAGGCUGAGAAGAGCAUUCUGAUAAGUGGUGCGCCUGUUGAAAAUGACAAGCUUACACCCUUUAGGUAUGAACAGUCCUUCCGUUCACUGAUGGCAAGCUGAGAUCUUGAAAUGACGAAAAAAAGUGGCAAACUUUUCAUUAUGUGACCCCUUUUAUAAAGGAAGUCCAAAUGAAUGUUUUAGGGCCACCCUGGAACAAUGAUCAGUUAAAGGGGUGUUCCAGUUAGAUUGUUAUCCCCUAUCCUAAGAAUAGGGGAGAUAACUAUUAGAUUGGUAGGUGUCUUACCGCAGGGACCCCCACUGAUCAUGAGAACAGGGCCCCUGUACCCCCUGAAAUGAACGGAACGGCCAGUUGCACAUGCGUGUGGAUACUUAAUUAAUUUCUAUGGGAAUUUCGGAGAGCAGAGUACAGCGCACGCUGUGUCCUGAAUUUCCAUAGAAAUUAAUGGAGCGGCCGCGCCGUUCAUUUCAGGGGGAUACGGGGGCCCCAUUCUCGUGAUCGGUUCCAGUGAGGGUUCCAGCAAUCCUAAUGGUUAUCCCUUAUCCUGUGAAUGGGGAUGACUUAAAGGUGUUAGAUUUAAGGCUACUUUCCACCAUAGAACAGCCGGCCGAAGUUCUCUGGAUCCGCCAUUGCAGGAUACUGCCGCCUGCCCACCGGACCCCAUUGAUUAUAAUGGAGUCCUGCAGAGAUCUGGCUGCUAACCGGCAAAUAUGCUGGAAAUCAGCUGGACAAAAACCACUGCCCGCAGCGUUUGUCUGGUCUAUUCCUCACAUUCUCAGCCGGAACAGCCAGACGCAGGUGUGAAACUAACCAAAGAUGGGUGUAAAAGUGCAGUAAUUUUACGCCAUGAACAUAUCCGCCUCCAAAUAUACAUCUUACAGGCCGAUUUGCGGUGGAAUAACUGCUGAUUCCGCUUUUUGCAUUGCAAAGUGUUAAAUCCGUGGCAUGUCCACAUCCGAUUCCGCAUGUGGAUUUUGUCCGUGCUGUGAAAUUACGCCACAUGUGACUCCAGCCUCAAGGAGAAGCUUCUUUGUUUCUCCCCAUCUUGGUUUGAUUGUCUUCUUUUUACACUACAGAACGGUCGUUUAGCCUAAAGGGCCGGAAAAGCCCUGAGCCGCCGAAUGCAAACUUUAUGCAAAUGAGGAACAAUCUGCAAAAAAAAAAAAAAAGGAAAAUCCUGUACACUAAAGAGCGGACUGCACAGGUUAGAGAGUCGCCUGCUCCGCUAAAUGUUGUGCAGGCCGAUUUGCAUAGCGCUUCCUCAUUUCCAUCCUCCCUUGGCUUUUGGCAGCGUGGCGCCGAUGCCUGGGAUGUUAGGCAGACUUCUUUUUAUUUUCUUGGCUUCUGAUCAUUGCGCUGCCCCAGGCUUUCGAAGGCAUUGCGUUGUUCCAGCUGUACAAGGUCGCACUUUCUGCGACCCUUAUUGAUCAAAUGGCUGGCGGCAGAAGCUUGCGGAUGAGAAACCAUGUGUAAAAUUCCUUCUGCCGUUCAGGUAAUGGUGGGUAUUGUGUCACCCGGGGCGUUUUAUUGCCGGGAAGUUCACAUUGGAUUAAUGACUGAGAAAUGAUUUGUUUAAAGUGACUCUCUACCUAUUGUCGGCAUCAUCUUCAUCAAUCUAAAUUCUGUACGGAUUGCCGCCUUAAUUUUUUUUAAUACUGGCCAGAGGGUCACUGUUCUGAUACAGAGCUCCAAAGCUUCUCCAUUGGCAGUUAAAGGGAGUCGGGCACCAAAAAAUUCACUCAUACACAGGUAUAAUGCCUAGCUCAGCUGGAUGUAAUGGUAUCUUACACUUAGCGAUCUGAUGCUUUAUUCCAUAUGCAAAUGAGCAUUUAAGUGCACUGAGGGUGGGCCCAAGCCACGCCGUGUAUCCUUGUUCCUCUUGUCUCCUUUGCUAUGCCCUCCCUCUCCUUCAUGAUUGACAGGUCCAGGCUAGAUGACUAUGCAGGAACUCUGUCAAUCAGGAAGGAGAGGGAGGGGCCGGCAGAGGAUGCAGGAGGAGCAGGGGUGCACAGUGGCUUGGGCCAGUCCUCAGUGCACUUAACUGCUCAUGUGCAUAUGGAUUAAAAGGACUUUUUCCUCCACAACGAAGCAAUGGAUCGCUAAAUUAAAGGUAUUACAUUCAGAUAGUCCUAAAAGGCAUUGUGCCUGGUGUACCAGUGAAUUUCCUGGUGGCGGGCUUCCUUUAAAUGUGAACAUUUUUUCGUCCUGCAGCCACCACUAGAGGGAGCUCAGGAGUUUACUGCAUACUGUUUAUACAUUGAGCUCAGUAAUAACACUGUAUGCAGUGCUGGCUGCAAGUAGCAAAACAUGUUUUCAUUUCACUCUGCCCUAUGCAGGGGAUCUGGAGCUCUGAACAUAAUGCAGGGCAAAUGGUGGAUGUUCACUUUAGGGCCCAAACCUUUUUAUUUUUUAUUUUUAUUUUUUUAACAAUGGUUGGAGUGCAGCUUACUAUUUUUGUGACAUAAAAUUGUAUAUUGACCUGUUCUUUUCUGUUUUUUUUAAGGUCCAAAAUUGAAGGUGACUGAUCUUGUGACUAAGACGAGGGCCUGUAGCGUCUGUUUGCAGCUUUUAUGUCGUACGGAUGCUACAGCCCUUCAUACAGGACAUUGUCAUCCUCACCAUUAGGGCUCAUGCACACGAACGUAUUUUCUUUCCGUAGCCGUUUCGUUACGUUUUUUUUUGCGGACCGUAUACGGAACCAUUCAU